UAUCAAGAGAGACAUAUGCACUAUUUCCUUAUCACAACUCAUGGUUCAGUCCACAGUCAACGCGAUGUCCUCUACAAUUACUGAGACUAAAUUUGGAGAACGUGAUUAUUACAUUUAAUAUUACACACGUGAGGGCUCUGUGUAGAGCUGCGAGGCUCUUACAUGGUGCUACAGCAGCUGGACGAGUCAGUGCCCUUUUGAUGCUAGAGCAGAAUGGAUGUGGGCCUUUCUGUUGCAGUGGGCAAAGCUUCCAAAGAACUGGUUCAUGAUGUAAGAAAUGACGCAGUGUUCAACACACAGAUGGAGUCUUUGACUGUAAGACUUAAUCUGAUCCAUCUGGUCAGAAUGUGUAAUUAACUUUAGUACAGCCUUGAUGUGGGAGUGCAUAAAAAGCCCUACAUGCACUCUUAACCAACAGAAGACAGAGUUGGGGAAACCACAAAAAGAUGAAGUGCUUCCUGUAUUGUUUGCUGCUGUUGGUGCCAUUAGAAGUCAUGGGAGUACAAGGCCAAAUAAAAGCUCAAAGACGACAUGUGUUGAUCUUUCUAAAUGAGGCAUUUGGAGUAACUACUGAAAGAGCCACACCAGCCAAAGUCACAGCAAAGAGGAACCCUGAUAAACCACUAAGAUACCAAGACUCCAAUGAUUUGUCUGAGAUGCAAUCAGUGGAGAGUUUUGUCACAUCUGGAUAUCCAGGACCUGAUCAAAGUGGAAGUGAAAGCAAAGAAACAUCUAAAGACCACGACAGCUAUGAUGUUGUGGAUCUCAAAGCUGGAGCAGUUGCGCCAUCAAGGAGAAAAACACAAACAGGCACAGACAAAAUGCAGCAGCUGGAUAAGACCAGCAGGCAUGUUCAGGGUAGCAGCCAGGAGCAGAUCAUUGGUCUAGGCAAGCAACAGGGAAGCGGCGGACAGACUGAUCUGGACAGUGAAGAGGGAACGAUGGUGAGGUCUGGCAGAGCCACGCAAAGCACAAGUGUCCAAAUCCAGGGGGAGAGGGUGGAUGCAGAUAAAAGCACGGAGACAUCUUGGGAAAGCGCAGAGGUCAACAAUGGAAAACUGGCUGUGGUGCACAACAGUGAAGAAACCAGAGAAUACAUCAGGUCUGAAACUUAUCCCUUUGAUCCCAGUAGACUGUUUGCUCCAGUCAAGUCUAGACCAAGAGCUACUUUGACUGAGUCAGGAGCCACCAUGUAUUGACUCAUUCACAACAGACAGGAUUCUUCAAAAUACAGCAGGGAGUUUUUUUUAUACCUCCAAAUAGAAGCAUUGUGUCCAUUUUCUUAUAUUCUGAUCAUGUGAAGACAUAGAAGAAAAAUAAAAAUAUUUUGAAUGAAUCUUAUGUUGGAUGUAAAGCAAUA
Xiphophorus maculatus (southern platyfish) is the source of this 1360-nucleotide messenger RNA. RefSeq lists its product as uncharacterized. The coding region runs from base 447 to 1199 and encodes 250 amino acids. NCBI's taxonomy places the organism in Eukaryota, Metazoa, Chordata, Actinopteri, Cyprinodontiformes, Poeciliidae. The transcript has 13 exons. The record is from RefSeq and is a predicted model, not a curated record.